AUGCCUGAGCAGGUAGGUGUUGGAGGUGAGGUGGCUCCCUGGUUGGUCAGUAUUGCUGUUGAAGCUCCGCCAAUGAAAUUACCUCGAGAUCAGGAUGUUUUCAAGGCUAAGUUGCAGGCAUUCCUGGCCCAUGAGGGGAAGACUCUUGCUGACAUGCAAGACCUGUGCAACCCAGUUACACCCCCCUCCGCACCGUUAGACCUGAACACCCAGCUUGUCAAUGCUAUCUCUGCUCUGGUUGAUAAAUGUCAGACUGCACCAGUAGAAAAUACAGCCUACCGCAAACUUCGUUUAUUUUCUGGUGUGAAGCCGACUCCUCCUGGAGAAGAGGAGUAUGAUGCAUGGGCGGAACAGACAACUCACAUGCUUGACGAGUGGAAGUGUCCAGAUUCACUGAAGAAGCAGAGAAUAGCUGAGUGUCUUAAAGGGCCAGCAGCAGAUAUUGUCAGAUGCCUGAGAGUGAGAAACCCCAAUGCAAUGGCAAAUGAUUACUUAAGAGCCCUUGAAACAGCUUUUGGAACCACAGAGAAUGCCACGGACCUCAUGUUUAAGUUCCGUAACACAUUCCAACUUGAAGGUGAGAAACUCUCUGCAUAUGUGCUCAGACUGGACAAACUGCUUCACUCAGUGCUUCGUAAAGGUGGAGUGAGCCUGACUGACCUGGAUAAGACCCGGAUUGAGCAGGUUGCAAGAGGUGCAUUGUCUCAUGACCUGGUUGCCCUCCGCAUCAGAUUGACCUACAAGCUUAGAUCUGCCCCCAGCUUCACUGAACUGCUCUGUGAUGUGAGAGAAGAAGAGGCUAUGAUUCUGGAGAGGCCUGCUGCUCCUCUUGUUGCUGCAUCUGCCAUGGUUGGGCCUGUUGAAUAUGCCACUGUCUCUGCUGUAUCUCCUUGGCGUGAGCCCAGCCCUGUGUCUGUUGCUACAGAAAAAGGUCCUUCUAUAGAGAGUCUGACUAAAGAGGUGGAAGAGCUGAAGACUGAGGUAACUCGCCUGCUCUCUUUUGCUGUUUCCUCGCCCUCAGUAGCUGCACAGACUCCACCACAGAGUUUCAGCCAGAAGUCAGAGGGAAGGUCGUUUACCAGAGCACAUGGAGAGCGACAGGACAAGCCAUACAGAGCUGAUGUUUUCUGCUACAGAUGUGGGGAAGAUGGCCAUUUCCAGCGAGAGUGCCAGAACUCUGAGAACCUCAAGAAAGUCAACCAGCGCCUCAUAAAGCUGAAGCGGCCGGCGGGAAACUCUCCAGGGGCCCAGUAA
This is a messenger RNA of Sardina pilchardus (European sardine), 1254 nucleotides long. RefSeq names its product paraneoplastic antigen Ma1-like. Gene Ontology annotation, molecular function: nucleic acid binding; zinc ion binding. The record is from RefSeq and is a predicted model, not a curated record. Bases 1 to 1254 code for a protein of 417 amino acids. NCBI's taxonomy places the organism in Eukaryota, Metazoa, Chordata, Actinopteri, Clupeiformes, Clupeidae. The transcript has a single exon.